Messenger RNA from Penicillium manginii, 1359 nucleotides. RefSeq lists its product as uncharacterized. NCBI's taxonomy places the organism in Eukaryota, Fungi, Ascomycota, Eurotiomycetes, Eurotiales, Aspergillaceae. The record is from RefSeq and is a predicted model, not a curated record. The transcript is spliced from 3 exons. The coding region runs from base 1 to 1359 and encodes 452 amino acids.
AUGGAUGACAUGGACGAAGUCACCUGGCAUGAUGAUCCGGAGGAUUACGACAAUGAUGAUGAUGAGGCUGAGAACCUUCGUUCCGUCAUUGAAGUUGUUGACGCGAGGCUAGUUGAUCCUGAAGAGAUCAAAAACGAGGUUUCAGGAAUGCAGCAGCGCCUCGAACGAGAUGUGAGUGCCUCUGAGGCCGCUGAGGUCGAAGUGGUCGUUGAUCGGCAACCACAAGACAACUCAAACGAGGUCAUCCGCGGAAGUAUACAGGAACUCACCGACGCUGUAAAUCGUCUACGCGCAGAGAUCCAGGCGCAGCCCGAAGGCCCGCUGGGUAUCUCAGCUCGUAAUUGGCAAAGAGUCAAGUAUAUUGCUGCCGCAGGAUUGGGAAUAUACGCGUUCACGUCGGACACGUUCCAAACCGUCAGUUUCAUACAAACUGCUGUGACAGGCUCGAUGUUUCUGCAGACUAUCGAGCGCCUAUAUGACGCAGACGAUCCGGCCACAAAGAAUCGACAGGCAGUAAUUAAAUGGGUAAACCAAGACGAGAAUUCGUUUUGGAAGUCGUGGGUGUCUCUGAUUUUGCACAUUAUUUGCUUGUUGCUGAUAUAUUUUGACCACUCUAGACAAGCUGAUUACUAUGUGCCGAAGACCAAGUAUUCGUUAAUUGCGCAGAUCAACAAUGCUCAAAUGAUGAUGUAUGUCGCUGGUGGCAACUCCAAGUUGAAUCCUGUCAUUCGAUGGAACGCGGCCGAGAAGCUGGCUGUCGUGCAGGGUCUAUCGAAGACGUACCUGAAAAUGGGAUCCCGAGCGAUGUAUCUUUCAGUGACCUCAUACGAGCAUGAGGGCAAGCCACUGCCCCGAGUCGCUGCUCUAGGGUGCGUGUCGCUUGCACUCGCGCUGGUUGUCGAAUACUUGCAGGCUAAAAGCGGAAAUACACUUCUUCUUCGUUCUGAUGUAGCCGGGGCCACUCUUGAGGCUACCGAUCGCCCAGCCAAACACUUCGAGCCCAUUUUUGUAUUUCAGAAAGUUUUCGAUCCUGAUUUGGAAUUGCGGGACUACGCACGACUAAUCACCAAGGCUUGGAAUGCUACGAUGCACAUCUCGCAGAAAGAUGAGCCUACGCGCGAUCUGUUCCUACAUAAUCCACCGAAAAAUAUCAUCAAAGAAGAGCUUAUGAUGGACGAAGCUAGUGAGGUCUUGUCGAAAUUCACUGAUGUUACUGUCAGAAGCAAAAUACAACAAAUCGUUGAUCGAUUCUUGGCUGUGUGUUCAACAACGUAUCCUCUCCUCCCGGAGAAACCAUCAAUGGACAUCAUCUCGCAAUGCUUACUGGUCCUUACCGUUACGCAGUACCUGGAGCCAUAG